Rosa chinensis is the source of this 711-nucleotide messenger RNA. Its product is annotated as non-specific lipid transfer protein GPI-anchored 25. The transcript has 3 exons. The record is from RefSeq and is a predicted model, not a curated record. Lineage: Eukaryota; Viridiplantae; Streptophyta; Magnoliopsida; Rosales; Rosaceae. Bases 1 to 654 code for a protein of 217 amino acids.
AUGAGCACCACCGCCACCGCCACCUCUUUGCGCUCCUCGUCUCUCAUGGCCGUCCUCCUCCUCGCCUCCUUGUUCGUUACUCUCGGCGCCGCAAAGUCAGCAAAAGAAUCGCCGCCGUCUGCUUGCGCCGACGAGCUCGUCCGGUUCUCGCCGUGCCUGUCUUACGUGGCGUCGCCGCCAAACAACCUCUCCGACUUGCCGGCCUCCAAGUGCUGCGACGCGUUCUCGUCUUCGGGGGAGUCCGGCCGCGCCGUUUGCCUGUGCUACCUGGUCCAGGAUCCUCCGAUGCUCGGCUUUCCGGUGACCGUCGCUCGCGUCCUCUCUCUCUCUUCCUUUUGCCGUCGCCGGAACUCCACUGCUGCUUCUACUUCUCUUCAGUCUCUCUGCUCAGAGUCGCCGGAACUCCCUCCUCUCCGCAACACCACGAUUUCGGUGAUUUCAGGUCCUCCUCCUUCUGUUUCAGGUUAUGAAACUGCUUCAUCUCCUUCGCCAAAACCAACUAACAAGUCAAGCACAAAACCAAGCUUCUCAACUCCACCGAGCUCAGCAGUAGAACCAGCAAGAGUGUCGUCGUCGGCAGCGGCCAUGAAACGAAUUUUCAAGAACAAUACUUCCUGGUUUCUACCUGCCAUAUCGAUUUUCAUACUCAUCUGAUCAUAGAACUUCAACUGGGUUAGGUUUUUCUCUCUUGGUGGUAGAUUGAGAUGGUAA